Messenger RNA from Chilo suppressalis (striped riceborer), 1152 nucleotides. The record is from the annotation of a GenBank genome assembly. Lineage: Eukaryota; Metazoa; Arthropoda; Insecta; Lepidoptera; Crambidae.
AUGGACGACGAAAGUCAAGAUGAUAAAUUACUUAGUUCUCUUGCGAGACACAGAAGCCCUGUUUUCUCUAAAGAAGAAGUGAAAUGUAUAAUCAGUUUAAUAGAAAAAUAUAAAACUAUUUUAUUAAAUAAAUCAACAAAUAAUGCUGCAUGUCACGCUAAAGAGAUGGCUUGGACUAAAUUAACAGAGGUAUUUAACUCGCAAGGUUUCAAAUACAACAGGAAUACAGAAAGUAUUAAGGGUAAAUGGGAUAACUUAAAGAGGGAUGCUAGAAAAGUAUCUAAAAAUUUAAUGGAUGUGGAUCAUGAUGAUUUUGAUGAGAUCACAAGCCAAAUAGUUAAUAUGCUUGUAGAAGCUGAAAAUACUAGUGAAAUAAAAGACUUUUCGGAAGAACUCAAAGUUUUAGAAGAGGAAGAUUCAAAAAUACCAAAUCAUGACACAGAGAAAUACUGGGAUGAAAAUACUAACAAAGAAAUUAAUGCCUCAAUAGAAUAUGGUGUUAAACGAAGGUUAGGUGUCAACAGGUCUAUGAACUUUACACCAGAAGAGUGUAGUAUUCUUCUAAACUGUGUGAGACCAGAGAAGAAAUAUAUAUUUAGCAAAAUUCACACAGGCAAGGCUAUUAGAUUGAAAAAUCAGGCAUGGAUACGGGUUACUCGCUGUUUCAACAAGAUAAGCCCACAUAAAAGAUCAACUAAAAUGUUACAAAAUAAAUUCACAAACAUGAAGAAACUAGUAAAAAAAGAAACCAGUUCAUUUUUCAAGAAUGUUGAUGACAAGAAAUAUACAAAAUCAGAAACUGAUAAUAAUACUGACAAGAAAAUUAAAGCAGAGCCAACAUUUUGUUUAGAAGAUGAGAUUGAGGCAGAUCAAGAUGUUGAUGACAAUGGGCAGGUAGAGGAGUUAGUUGAUGAAUCUACUGACAAUUACGGACACCACAGUGACAACAAUAGCAAUCAUGAAGCACCAGACCCUCUCUCCACAGUCCUUAGCGGAGAUUCUGGUUUUGGUUUUAUUUCCAUGGACCCACCAUUUGGCAAAUCCGAUAAAAAUAAGGAUAUCAUAAAAUUGAAGAUGGAAUUACUGCAAUGCCAGUUGGAAACAGCAAAAAUAGGUCCGACAAAUGACUCCACCCCACCUGAUGUUAAGUGA